AUGGCUGAGACUUUAAGGCCUUUGUUACUCAGGUUAGGCGGUCCCAUGGGUCGAGACAGGUUCUCCAAGGAUAGCCAAGGAUUGUUCCAGAGGGAAGUGGACAGACCGUUUCCAAUAGCUCGUCCCAGUUUGGUGUUGAUUAGGUCUCUUCCAAUCAAGAUUCCCCUCCAACUGUGGGAUGUGGAUGUGGAUGAAGUGAUGGGGACAUUAAGGAAGUCAUGUUCCUUGCAAUAUUUUCCUUUUAGGACUUUACUAAGGAGGCAUGAUGGGUUAUUAAGUAUUUUCCAGCUGAUUUUGACCAGCAAAGCGUCAUUGAAGCUCUGUAUUUCCCUGAAUCCGAGCCCUCUAUGUUUCUUUGCUUUGGUAAGUUUCCUCCCUGAUAACCUAACACAUUUUCCUCUUAUUCAGUUUUGCAUCCCACCAGAAGCUUGUGAGAGCUGA
Messenger RNA from Microthlaspi erraticum, 441 nucleotides. NCBI's taxonomy places the organism in Eukaryota, Viridiplantae, Streptophyta, Magnoliopsida, Brassicales, Brassicaceae. The record is from the annotation of a GenBank genome assembly.